Molecule: messenger RNA, 1872 nt
Organism: Papaver somniferum (opium poppy)
Lineage: Eukaryota; Viridiplantae; Streptophyta; Magnoliopsida; Ranunculales; Papaveraceae
Product: BTB/POZ and MATH domain-containing protein 4-like
Exons: 4
Coding region: 282-1496 (404 amino acids)
Biological process (GO): protein ubiquitination
Molecular function (GO): protein binding
Source: RefSeq, a predicted model, not a curated record
UUGGGGUUCAUACACGAAACUUGAUUCAUUUUCUUCUUUUCAUUUCUUGAGAAAGAGAGAAAGAAAAGGAAACCCUAAAUCACCUUCUACAACGGUCAUUUCUAGGUAUCAAAUCCAUCGAGAUCGAUUCGUACUCCUUCAAAUCUCGAACGACUUGUUCGAUUUUCAGGCAAAAUAAUCAAAUCCACAUCGAUUAGGUUACAAUUUGUAAGCAUUUCUGGUCAAUUCGAAUUAAGGUUUUUUGUUGAGAUUUUCAUGAAAUUGAGAGAUUUUGAGGAUAAAUGAGGUCGGAAAGUGUAAUAAACGAAAGGAAUUUACAAAUUUCUCCAACGAGUUCAAGGUCUGUUACAGAAACUGUAAAUGGAUCUCAUAAAUUUGUUAUACAAGGGUAUUCGCUAGCGAAGGGAAUGGGAAUUGGUAAACAUAUAGCAAGUGAGAAUUUCACAGUUGGAGGUUAUCAAUGGGCGAUAUAUUUUUAUCCUGAUGGGAAAAAUCCAGAGGAUAAUUCGUCUUAUGUUUCUGUUUUCAUUGCGUUAGCGAGUGAAGGAGCUGAUGUGAGAGCUCUUUUUGAGCUGACUUUGGUUGAUCAAAGCGGGAAAGAAAAACAUAAGGUUCAUAGUCAUUUUGAUCGGUCUUUAGAAAGCGGACCUUAUACGUUGAAGUAUCGAGGGAGUAUGUGGGGUUAUAAACGCUUUUUUAGACGAGCUAUGCUUGAAACAUCUGAUUUUCUUAAGGAUGAUUGCCUGAAAAUUAAUUGCACUGUUGGUGUAGUGGUAUCAAAAGUCGACCCCUCGAGGUUACCCUCUAUUGUAGUCCCAGAAUCUGAUAUUGGAUCCCAUUUUGGUAUGCUACUGGAUAACAAGGAUGGUUCAGAUAUUGUAUUUGAUGUGUCGGGAGAGAAAUUCCAUGCUCAUAAGUUGGUAUUGGCGGCUCGUUCUCCUGCAUUGCGAGCCGAGUUCUUCGAUGAUUUAGAAGAAAAUAAGCAGGAGAUUGUUGUUACGGAGCUGGAACCUAAGGUCUUUAAGGCUAUGUUGCACUUUAUAUACCGAGAUACUCUUGUCGAAGAUGAGGAAUUGUUAGCAUCAAGUUCAUCUUGUGAAUUUUCUGUAUCUGACACAUUGAUUGCCAAGAUAUUAGCUGCUGCAGACAAGUAUGGUCUGAUUAGACUUAGACUAAUGUGCGAGUCCUAUCUUUGCAAGGAUAUAUCCAUAGGUUCUGUUGCGAGAAUGCUUGCAUUGGCUGAUCGCUAUCAAGCUGCGGAAUUAAAAGCUGCCUGCCUAAAAUUUGCUGCUGAAAAUUUAGCAGCUAUAAUGAGAUCGGAUGGGUUUGAGUAUCUCAAAGAGAAUUGCCCAGCGUUGCAGUCAGAAAUCCUGAAGACUGUAGCUGGGUGUGAAGAGGAAUGCAGCAGUGGGGGUGGAAAGAGCCGAAGUGUUUGGGCCCAGCUCUCAGACGGUGGGGAUACCAGUGGAAGAAGAGUGCGGCAAAGGACGACCUGAGGUACAAGAUAUAGAUUUCGAUUCUUGUGCUUACUGAGCCUUUUUAUAAAUUGUGUUGACCCAAAACAAGUUAAUUGAAAAACAGGACAAAAAAGAAAGUAGAAAGAGCAAAUACAUUCCCUUCACUGUUUCAGCCCUUCUUGUUUAGUCUUUAUAUGAUGAUGAUGAAAAAGAAUUGCAGUGCACAAAAGUCCCGAACAUUGUGGAAGUUGUAAAAUCGUUUUUGUAAAAACUGACAACAAUCUCAAACUGGAAAGUGGAUAUUCUCACUUGUUUCACUUUUGUCUGCUCUCUCUCUCGUUUUUUUCUCUUUCUUUGUUCAGCUCCUCAUGAGAAUCUUGUGCAUCUGUUUGUAUUGGCCCUUUGCUUUGUUGUG